Molecule: messenger RNA, 1116 nt
Organism: Trichophyton rubrum CBS 118892
Lineage: Eukaryota; Fungi; Ascomycota; Eurotiomycetes; Onygenales; Arthrodermataceae
Exons: 1
Coding region: 1-1116 (371 amino acids)
Molecular function (GO): protein binding
Source: RefSeq, a predicted model, not a curated record
AUGAGCUACGAUGUCCGGUCCAGGAUCUCGGGAAUCACAGAGUUUCACACCAGCAGUGUCUCUUCGAAUCGAUGGGACGCUCAGUGGACACAAGAAGGAUGGGUCUAUGAUGUUCAAGUACGUGCAAGUGCAGGCAAUGCACUAAAAGGCCGCUGGACGGCUAUUGAAUCCGCCAAAUCAACUCCCAAAACACCUCCUGGCCCCGAUAAUGUGGUAAUAAACGCUACCACUACUGGAUUCGAUAUCUCAUGGGACUCUUGCCCUAGUGGCUUUGAUGUCACGGAAUAUGAAGUCCUGUACUGGGAUAAAGAUAAAGAACAUACGUUCAUCACUAGUGCAGGCUUCAAGGAAUCUCCAGCUCAUGUUGAUGAUCUUAUCCCGGGGCAUCAUUAUCAACUUGCCAUCGUUUCCUGGAACGAUGCCGGCGGAGGAUUUCCCAAGGGAGUCCGAAGUGUCACCGUCGGCCGAGGCACUCCCCCGAUACCCACUGACUUGAAAAUUACAGCCAAAGAUGCAACCUCUGCUCACCUUACCUGGACUGGUUCGCCUGCUGCUGCUGGUUAUCAACUCUGGUUCCGUAAUGUGAAUGAGCCGGAUAGCGAGCUCUGCAAGGUCAAUGGCACGGAGAGCAAAUCCUCCAGUGACCAAUAUUUUCUGGUACCAGGUGUUUGGAACUUUGAGUGGUGUGUUAGUGCUUUCAAUGGAAGUGCUGAAUCUGACAGAUGCGAAUCUGUGCUUGCUCCACGGCCAUCUGAUGCUAGUAUAUCAUCUGGCGACUGCUCUAAAGAGGAUACUAACCCGCGUCAUGAGGACAAAGAUAUCAAUGGAAAUUUAACCUCCGGAUAUAACUAUAUGUCUUGUAACUCUGACUCCCAGUGCGGAAUGCCUCUCCAGGAAGAAGAUCAGGGCUGGGGAAUCCUAUGUGGCAUUUGCGGCCAUAUUGAGCAAGAUGACAUUGACUGUCUCGGCUCUGGGGGUAGUAAACAACUCCACGGCGAUAGGUGCUACAGAGAUGAGUGUAAAAAUGGUGACUGUACUAAUCCAGAGUGCUGGAUAUACGUCUGUGAUAAUUCUCACGCUGAAAAAGAUGGCACUGCUACUAAGUGCGAUGAGUAA